This is a messenger RNA of Dermacentor andersoni, 619 nucleotides long. The record is from RefSeq and is a predicted model, not a curated record. NCBI's taxonomy places the organism in Eukaryota, Metazoa, Arthropoda, Arachnida, Ixodida, Ixodidae.
UGUUUGGGUGCACGUAUGCGCUUGGACACGGAUAUAUCCUGCUUGCUCUCAACGGGUGUUCAACAGUCUACGCGCACUCGUAACUUGCUCAUGAGGCAAGUUGCUGUUGUGCUGGAGCUGGGAAGAGGUCUGCUGCCUGCAAUGGGUCCAUCUCUCUCAAGUUAUCGCAGUAUUGUAGCUCUCAAAGUUCAAAAAAGUAUGGUGGAAGCUGUUGCCAGGGUUCCGACCAGAAAAGACAGCCAGUAUAAAAGGGUCCACACCACUGAUCUCUACUACAGGGCAUGGACAGCACAUCAAGCACCCUCGACUGAAGCCAACCUUGUCCCGGAAGUUGGUGCUUCACAACUGUGCGGAGCACUUCGUUUGCACGGCCUGUGGAGACAAGGUUUCUUAGACAUGGCCAUGGCCCUCAAGGAAGAUGCCGAGGCCACAGGCAGUUCCUCCAGUGACCGUGAAAAGGUCCCCUGGGGCACAAGUCUAAUUUGGCACCCCUACCUUUCUCCUGCAGCUUUUCUGUCUACUUAGCUAACCAGCAGCAAGUUUAUCCUUGCAAGCAUUUUGGGUCAAGAACAACUUUCACCAGGAAGGAGUGCAAGACAAGUGAUUGAAGAAAAUAAAG